This is a messenger RNA of Papaver somniferum (opium poppy), 510 nucleotides long. RefSeq lists its product as uncharacterized. The record is from RefSeq and is a predicted model, not a curated record. NCBI's taxonomy places the organism in Eukaryota, Viridiplantae, Streptophyta, Magnoliopsida, Ranunculales, Papaveraceae. The transcript has 6 exons. The coding region runs from base 1 to 510 and encodes 169 amino acids.
AUGUCACUAGGUAGAACCACCAAUUUUCAACCUAGUCCAGCAUCACCAUUUGAUACAAUUCAACAGUUCUACAAAUGCAUCAAUACCAGGGGCUGGAGGAACCUUACUGAUUUCAUGGCAAAAGAUUGUAUAUUUGAGGAUUACACGUUUUUUGUUCCCUUUGAGGGAGAAAAGGAAAUUAUGCAGUUCUUUGCGCAGCUGACCGAAGCCAUGGGUAAGAAUGUAAAGUUUGCGACAGAACACAUAUGCAGAGGUGAUGAUUCCACAAUUGCUACUAUGUGGCACUUAGAGUGGAACAAUAUACAAAUACCCUUCACCAGAGGUUGCAGUUUCUUCGAAUGCAUAAGACAAGAAGACAGAUUUCUCAUCAAGCAUGCCAGAAUUAUUAAUGAGUCGCCUCUAAAACCAGGAGCAAUGGCACUGACCCUAUUGAAGUUGGUUACUUCCUUAUUCGACGAAUUCCCACAAGCAACUGAGAAGUUCCUAAAGAAGCCCUACGCUGUACUUUAG